Daphnia pulex (common water flea) is the source of this 1027-nucleotide messenger RNA. RefSeq names its product trypsin-1-like. The transcript is spliced from 6 exons. NCBI's taxonomy places the organism in Eukaryota, Metazoa, Arthropoda, Branchiopoda, Diplostraca, Daphniidae. Gene Ontology annotation, molecular function: serine-type endopeptidase activity. The record is from RefSeq and is a predicted model, not a curated record. Gene Ontology annotation, biological process: proteolysis. Bases 137 to 925 code for a protein of 262 amino acids.
AUCUCAUUUCAAACUGCCCUAUGUGAAUGUCUUGACAACAUCUGACGAGACUGUUUACACGCUGCCGAGAUCUAACGUGGCAACAGUGUUUUCGUUCCAUUUUAGUCUAAACGAGAGUAUCCAACUAAUUGACAGGAUGAAGUGUCUAACGUUCUUGAUUGUCACGGUCAUCGCCUUCGCUGCGACAGGAGUAUCGGGUAAUGGGCGAAUGACUAACGGCGCUCAGGCAUCAGCCGGUGAUUUCCCGUACAUGGUCUCGGUUACAACUGGCGGAGAACACAUUUGCGGAGGAUUCAUCUACAAUCGAGAUUGGGUCGUAACAUCUGCUUCUUGCGUUUACCUGUAUUUGCCGAGUCAGAUACGAAUCACUGUGGCACAACUGUCACUAAUCAACGAGGAUCCUGAAGAGAAAGUCUAUCCCAUCUACUUAAUAUCCGUGUUCGAAGGUUACGAUUACUCGUCCGGCUUACAUGAUAUCGCUAUGCUGCAGACGUCUUCACCCAUCGAAUUUAGCACCAACGUCAACUUUAUCCCGUACAACGAGGCGACAGAAGCUCCUUCCGACAUUGGCACCUUCAUUGGAUGGGGAGCCACUUUUGACGGUGGUUUAGCCACCGCCAGGCUGCGCUCCAUUCAAGUUUCAUUCGGAUCAGACUGCAGAGAUUACGGCGCGGAUCAGUUUUAUCCAGCUUACAUGAUCUGCGCUGGAGGCUCCGCAGUAGAUACUGGAAGCCCCUGCCAAUACGACGAAGGUUCGCCUUUAGUGCAAAACAUCAGUGGAACAGUGGGCGUGGUUGGAAUCAUGUCCAAGAAUGCCGGUUGUGGAACCAAUUUCCAACCAACCAUUUACACCAGAAUGUCUCCCUAUUAUCCUUGGUUCAAUAAGCUUGCCGGAGAACAGCCUACAUUGAAGAAACUUUAUUAACAUUUUUUUUUAUUCUACGAAGAGUAUUGGACCCCUACGACAUUUAUCAAAUAAAUACAUGCGCUAUGACUUAUGAAUCAUCUAAUAUAUAGUACGAAAAUG